AUGGCCGCGCGCCCCGGGCCGCUGUGGCUCGUGGGUCUGGCGCUGUGCGCGCUGAGCGGUGGUGGUCCCGGCCCGCGCCCCCCGGCCGGCUGCCCGGUCCGCCGCCUGGGCCCGCGCGAGCGCCGCGACAUGCAGCGCGAGAUCCUGGCGGUGCUGGGGCUGCCCGGGCGGCCCCGGCCCCGCGCGCCCCCCGCCGCCGCCCGGCUGCCCGCGUCGGCGCCGCUCUUCAUGCUGGACCUGUACCACGCCAUGGCCGACGACGACGACGAGGACGGCGGUCCCCCGGAGUGGUCCCCGGGCCGCGCCGACCUGGUCAUGAGCUUCGUCAACAUGGUGGAGCGUGACCGCACCCUGGGCUACCAGGAGCCCCACUGGAAGGAGUUCCGCUUCGACCUGACCCAGAUCCCAGAGGGCGAGGCAGUCACAGCCGCCGAGUUCCGGAUUUACAAGUUGGCCAGCGCCCACCUGCUCAACAGGACCCUGCACGUCAGCAUGUUCCAGGUGGUCAGGGAGCAGUCCAACAGGGAGUCUGACUUGUUGUUUUUGGAUCUUCAGACGCUCCGAGCUGGGGACGAGGGCUGGCUGGUGCUGGACGUGACAGCAGCCAGUGACCGCUGGUUGCUGAGCCGGAACAAGGACCUGGCGCUCCGACUCUAUGUGGAAACGGACGACGGGCACAGCGUGGAUCCUGGCCUGGCCGGUCUGCUGGGGCGACAGGCGCCACGCUCCAAGCAGCCUUUCCUGGUCACCUUUUUCAGGGAAAACCCCAGUCCCAUCCGAGCCCCUCGGGCAGCCAGGCCCCUGAAGAGGAGGCUGCCGAAGAAAACCAACGAGCUGCCACAUGCAAACAGACUUCCAGGGAUUUUUGACGAUGUUCACGGCGCCCACGGCCGGCAGGUUUGCCGGCGGCAUGAGCUCUACGUCAGCUUCCAGGACCUCGGCUGGCUGGACUGGGUCAUUGCUCCCCAAGGCUACUCGGCCUAUUACUGUGAGGGGGAGUGCUCGUUCCCACUGGAUUCGUGCAUGAACGCCACCAACCACGCCAUCCUGCAGUCCCUGGUGCACCUGAUGAAGCCAGAUGCAGUCCCCAAGGCGUGCUGUGCCCCCACCAAGCUGAGCGCCACCUCUGUGCUCUACUACGACAGCAGCAACAAUGUCAUCCUGCGCAAGCACCGCAACAUGGUGGUCCGGGCCUGCGGCUGCCACUGAGGACAAUGCCCGCCGCGGGGGGACCCUCUUCCGCCCAGGACAGGCCCCUCUCCAGAGCCAGGAAACCCUCAAACCUCGCCAGACUUCCGGCGGGUUGGCCCUCACAGAUCAAUGUAUCUGUGUUCCUCUCUCCUUCCUGCCAAGGCUGGAUCUUCUCCAGGCCCCGCUGCCCCCUUCCCUGCCUGAGGUUUGUGACAGUCUCUUGGCCUCCAGGCCUGGUGGUCUGAGGCAUCAAGCAGGUUCUCUCCCAGCCGCCUCCUCCAAAAGCAGGUGCUGCCCAACAUUUUGCAUUUAGAACAAAAGUCUGAGGACCUAUUCUUAUCCAUUGCUGGCCCAGGCUUCGGGUAAUAUGGGGUGAACUGAGAAGCACCUGGGGCCCCAAAUGGCUACCUCGGGUUCUUCACGGUUCAUUUCAGGGCAUGGAUAUGUGUAGACAUGGUCUAGUCCACCUCCGGUUGCCUGCCCCUCCCAGGCAUUUUCUGGGCACUUUUGUUAGAAUGUGGACUUGCCCUCAUUGUUGUGUCUUGUUGUGGAUCUGAAUGAUCAGCCUGCUGGGAGGCAUGUGGGUCAACUCAAGAAUGAGCUGGAUGAACAACAUGAUGUAGGGCAAAGGCCAAUGGCAUCUGUCUCCCCCCAUCCCCUGCCUUGAUCUGCCUCUGCUGUCUGGGGAAGAAGUGCCAGGCAUGGACAUUUGACCUUUGUAGAAACAAAAAAUUUGGAGGGCCUCAUUCGCCUGUCAUCACAUUGAAUCAUGAGGAGCUCAGCUCCCUGGAAAAGUUACCUUUUUAUUGAACCUAGCAGGUAGAUACAUUGGGUGGUCUAGGAGGACAACGCUCAGCACAGAUGACAUCA
This is a messenger RNA of Neogale vison (American mink), 2061 nucleotides long. RefSeq names its product bone morphogenetic protein 8b (gene BMP8B). The record is from RefSeq and is a predicted model, not a curated record. The transcript is spliced from 7 exons. NCBI's taxonomy places the organism in Eukaryota, Metazoa, Chordata, Mammalia, Carnivora, Mustelidae. Gene Ontology annotation, cellular component: extracellular region. Bases 1 to 1209 code for a protein of 402 amino acids. Gene Ontology annotation, biological process: SMAD protein signal transduction. Gene Ontology annotation, molecular function: cytokine activity; growth factor activity.